AACGUAUAAUGCAUGUUAACUGAGACUCAGCUGUCAUAGGAGGACAACGUGUUUGCGCAAGUUUCAUUAUGUACUUCAAAUGAGCAUAGGGUUGCUUUGUCCGCCAUGUUUCGAAGAUAUUUAUAUUUAUAAUACACGCUGUCGAUUUUAUUACAAGCGUCAAAAAAUAUUCUUAUAAUUCUGGGAAAAUGCUUUACUUUGCCGGUUUCACAAAUCAAGCAAUGGUUUCACUUUCAGCAAUUUCGCUUUUCUUGAAAGGGAAAUUUGUUGUGAAUAAGCCUAAAUUUCCAAAAGAUUUGUGUGAUGUCAUGGAAGACUAAGAAAAGGAUGAAUGCCAGUUAAGUAGAAGAAGUCAUGCAGUUUUCUGUUAAAGAAACCAUGUCCUCUAAUAUCCGCACAACCCUUCAAACUGUUCGUGAAUCUGUAACUUCAGAACAGGGAGAAGAGUCAGCUCCACCAUCUCGAUCAACUUCUUCACAUACUCGCUCUUCUGAUGAGCCCCAUGUGGGGAGAUAUCGUCUUCUAAAGACAAUAGGAAAAGGAAAUUUUGCAAAAGUGAAACUAGCAAAACAUCUUCCAACAGGAAAAGAGGUUGCAGUUAAAAUAGUUGACAAGACCCAACUAAACCCAUCCAGUUUGCAAAAGCUGUUUAGAGAGGUUCGAAUAAUGAAGGUGCUUGACCAUCCAAAUAUUGUGAAACUCUAUCAAGUUAUAGAAACUGAGAGAACAUUGUACCUGGUGAUGGAAUAUGCCAGUGGAGGUGAGGUGUUUGAUUACUUAGUUGCUCAUGGAAGAAUGAAAGAAAAAGAAGGAAGAGCAAAGUUUAGACAAAUUGUGUCUGCUCUCCAGUAUUGUCAUCAAAAGAAAAUAAUCCAUAGAGAUUUAAAAGCUGAGAAUCUACUUUUAGAUAGUGAGAUGAACAUCAAAAUUGCAGAUUUUGGAUUUAGCAACGAGUUUGCACCUGGUCAUAAGUUGGACACUUUUUGUGGUAGUCCACCCUAUGCUGCUCCUGAGCUUUUUCAAGGUAAGAAGUAUGAUGGUCCAGAAGUGGAUGUGUGGAGCUUAGGAGUUAUUCUAUACACUUUAGUUAGUGGAUCUUUACCUUUUGAUGGAGCUAAUCUUAAGGAACUCAGAGAAAGAGUUCUUCGUGGGAAGUACAGGAUACCUUUUUACAUGUCAACUGACUGUGAAAAUCUUUUGAAGAAAUUUCUAGUUUUGAAUCCAGCUAAGCGAGCAACAUUAGAAACCAUAAUGAAAGACAAAUGGAUGAACAUAGGCUUUGAUAAUGAUGAACUCAAGCCUUACACGGAACCAGUAUUCCAUAUGAAAGAUGGCAGAAAAAUAGAAAGGAAAUAUUCAGAAAUGUUACAGUCCUUGGGAUACACAAAAGAGGAAGUUGAAGAAUCUCUAAGAAAUAAAAAAUAUGAUGAUAUUAUGGCUAAUUAUCUUUUACUUGGAAAGAAACCAACAGAGAAAGAGAUAUGUAACACUAGAUCAAAUUCUAGUACUUCACUUCGAGCCCUUCGACCAGUAAUGGAAGGUACAAUUAGCAGUCAGUCCCCUUCUCAUAUCAAAGUUCAAAGAAGCAUUUCUGCAACAUCAAAACCACGUCGCUUUAGCCACAGUGGGGAACCAGGACAUCAUAAUGUUCCUACGAGUGGAUCAUCUACAUAUAAGCAAAAGAAUACACUAGAAACAUCACCUCCAUUGCUUACAAAUGGUGUUUCUCCAACAGUUAGAGAGAGUGUUUCAUCUCCUUCACGAACUGUGAAAACUGCUCCUGGUGCUGUUAGAGCUAUGGAUAAAAGCAACUCUAAGUCAGGAUCUGAUACAUCAGUAACAUUAAGCCCAUCAAGAGAAUGUGGAUCUGUCAGAAAGACAGGAAUGAGUGGAAUUUCUGCAAAUGUAUCUGGCUUUGGAAAGACAAUCAGCAGCAUUCCACGAAGGAACACUUGUAAUUAUGACAGUAAAGGUGUACCAAAUGAAAGAAGCCGAGUUGAAGCAUCCGGAAGUGGAUCUUUAUUAAAACCACCUGGAACAUUGUCACCUGCAUCUUCAAUUAGCAGACAUUUUCCACGAGGUACUGCCAAUCGCAGCACUUUCCACAGUGGACAAACAAGAGAACGACGUCCCACAAGUGCUUAUAAUGGACCUGGAACAGUACCCAUGCAUACUCAGGACUUGUUAAGCAUUACUCCUGGAAAUCAUCAAUCUUUCUUCAGUAAACUCUCCUCCAAGUUCAGUAAACGAACUGUGAAUAAUGACCAAUUGAAACCUCGUUCUCUGAGAUUCACUUGGAGUAUGAAAACCACAUCUUCUCGAGAUCCUAAAGAAAUUAUGCAGGAAAUUCGCAAGGUCCUUGACAAAAAUAAUUGUGAUUUUGAGCAACGAGAUAAGUUUCUGAUGUUGUGUGUGCAUGGUGAUCCUAACACAGACUCAUUGGUUCAAUGGGAAAUAGAAGUGUGUAAACUGCCUCGGCUGUCACUGAAUGGAGUUAGGUUCAAACGUAUAUCAGGCACCUCAGUUGGUUUCAAAAACAUUGCAUCAAAAAUUGCAAAUGAUUUGAAACUGUGAAAAGAAUCAGUGUGUUUAAAUCCAAAAGAGAGGAACUUUAAAUUGUUUCAGAGGUACUUAGCUAAUAGUACUCCUAAUGCAUUUCAUGUUUCUUUCACAUAUAAAAAAUUCAGUGGAACUAGCAUACCAGUAACGUACUUGUUAAGAUGCUAUAAUUAUUUGGUGGCUUCUAAACCUUACCACUAUUAAAUUUGUGUAAUUAAUACAACAUGGGUU
Messenger RNA from Limulus polyphemus (Atlantic horseshoe crab), 2790 nucleotides. RefSeq names its product serine/threonine-protein kinase MARK1-like. The coding region runs from base 355 to 2574 and encodes 739 amino acids. The transcript has 19 exons. Gene Ontology annotation, biological process: intracellular signal transduction; microtubule cytoskeleton organization; protein phosphorylation. Gene Ontology annotation, molecular function: ATP binding; tau-protein kinase activity; protein serine/threonine kinase activity. Lineage: Eukaryota; Metazoa; Arthropoda; Merostomata; Xiphosura; Limulidae. Gene Ontology annotation, cellular component: cytoplasm. The record is from RefSeq and is a predicted model, not a curated record.